AUGUGUACAACCGACCAACGGAUGGCGUCGGUACAGGCCCAUCUUCAUGCCGGCGGCAACGGCACCACCGGAACCUACGGCCCGAAGGACAUUAGUGGUGGGGCCACAAUUGUUUCGCAGUGCAAAUCGCCCACCGCGACAGCUAUCUCCGCCAAGACACCCUUCUCGAUCGAGGACAUUCUCUUCCAAAAUGGUGGCUCGCAGGCGACGCCCGCCCAACCUGAUAAUCGGUCGGCGAGUUCUUGCUCCCGAUCCGGCAAGGAGCGGACCGGAGCGAGUGAAAUCGGCGACCGCUCGCCCACAUCCAGACCCGGAUCCGCAGGGGACGUUUCCGACCGGGAGUCCGGCGGAGGAUCGCCCGAACUUGUUCCGGAAGUGGCACGCAAUCACUCCAAUGACCGGAGCAAGGGCCCGAACGGGAUAAACGGUGUAAGUGGUGGUGAGCGUGUGCACGCAAGUGGAAACAAUCACAGUAAACAUAGCAAUUCGAAUAGCAGUAACAAUAAUCCCAACAAUAUCGGCAGUAGUCAUAAUCACACUAACAACAACAAUAACAGCAAACAUUGUGAUGCCAAUUUGCGAAGUAAUGCGAUUGGUGAUAGUGGUAGUAGCGGUGGUAGUGGUGGUGGGAUGAAAAUUUCAGAUGAUGAAUACCGGAAGGUGCUGCACGGAGAAAGAUUUGCAAACAAACUGAGUUUUGCCGGACCGCCGGGGACUGGCGUAGGACCGCCGCCCGGACCACCCCCGUCAUUGCCUCCGCACCCACCAACGACCAGCUCGUCCGGGCCGGUACAGUUCACCAGCGGACCGUCGGCCGGCGUCCUCUACACGACCAACCCGUACAGCGAUCCGGGCUAUCUGCAGAUGGCGCUCGGGGCCUACCUGGCACCGUCGGCCAGUGGCUACAAAACGGUCGACCCGUACUUCCUCUCCCAAGGAAUUUUUGCCGGAUCUCCCCUCUUCCCCGGCGCCGGAUGUCCUGACAUUGCCCUCGGACUGGGGAUGGGCAUGAGCGCCCUGCGGCAUUGCCGUCGCCGGAAAGCUCGAACCGUGUUCAGCGAUCCCCAACUGACAGGACUGGAAAAGCGGUUCGAGGCGCAACGCUACUUAUCGACGCCGGAACGUGUCGAGUUGGCGUCGGCUCUCGGGCUCAGCGAGACCCAAGUGAAGACCUGGUUCCAGAACCGCCGGAUGAAGCACAAGAAGCAGCUACGACGCCGUGAGGUCAACGCUACUGAAACGAGCGGAUCGAGCGGAAUUGGAACCAGCAGCGGCACAGGAAGCAGCAACUCGUCGUCCACCGCAUCCAGUCGGCUGCACGGUCCUCCCACUUCCGCUUCGUCUUCCGGCUCAUCGUCUUCCUCAACUUCUUCCUCCGCUUCAUCGACGUCCUCCGCAUCGUCGGCGGGAGGAACCCCAUCUACCACGGGGGACAAAAAUGGCUUCGCGGCCUACGGUGCCAAGGGCCAUCCCAAACCACCCCCUUCAGCCCCGUCGACGUCCGCCGGAAACGCCAACGGUUCGAUGCUGAAAUCGUUAACCACUGGCGGAUCGAUGCAUUCGUCCUUUAGCCUGGUGAAACGUUCCGCGGCGGCUGCAGCGGCGGCGGCGGCGGCGGCAGCGGCAGCGGCGGCCAUGAACGGUGGGGUUCCCCCAAUGCCCACCUCGCCACCGAGUGCGGGGGGAGGCUCAAUGCCGCAUCCUUUCCAACACCAGCAGCAUGCGAAUCAUAAUCACCAUCAUCAUCAGGCGCAUCAUCAUCAGCCUCACCAUCAUCCGUCCCAGCAUCCUGGCCAUCAUCAUCUGGGGCAUCCUUUUGCACCACCGGGCCUACAGCGCAUACCGGGCAACGAUGGGUCCUCCGACGAUGAGGACGAUCUGAUGAACGAGAGCGACACCGAUUGCAGCGAUGUUGACAUUGUUGGAGACGAUCAAGGCUAUCUAACGUGA
This is a messenger RNA of Anopheles coustani, 1950 nucleotides long. RefSeq names its product motor neuron and pancreas homeobox 1. Gene Ontology annotation, biological process: regulation of DNA-templated transcription. Gene Ontology annotation, molecular function: DNA-binding transcription factor activity, RNA polymerase II-specific; DNA binding. The record is from RefSeq and is a predicted model, not a curated record. Bases 1 to 1950 code for a protein of 649 amino acids. Lineage: Eukaryota; Metazoa; Arthropoda; Insecta; Diptera; Culicidae. The transcript has 5 exons.